Solanum lycopersicum (tomato) is the source of this 2613-nucleotide messenger RNA. RefSeq lists its product as uncharacterized. The record is from RefSeq and is a predicted model, not a curated record. NCBI's taxonomy places the organism in Eukaryota, Viridiplantae, Streptophyta, Magnoliopsida, Solanales, Solanaceae.
GAGUUUUUCUGUAAAAAAAUUGUGGGGUUUGUGAAUUAUCCAUUAAAGAUUAUGGAUCAUUUGAGUUGUGAUAAUCAAUUGGAUAUUCCUGAUACCCCUAAUAGAUUAGCUGCUAAGGAUAUGAACGGGAGGAGGUAUGCCGAUGUAGAGAGUGAUUUGUCUGCAUCAGGGAAUUCAGUAAAUGGGAAUGGUGUUGCUGAGAAUGGAAAUCAACUUAAUGAUAAUGGUUUUGGAAGAAAAAGGUUGUUUAUGCGUCCUCCAAGAAGAAUUUUCAUGAAAUCUGAAUGCGAUGCAAAUUCAUCAGCUUUUGGUAUGGGAGAUUCUUUGCCUUCUAGAAAUGGUGUUCCGUUCAAGGUUCCCUCAAUUCCUAAUUCCAAGGAGAAACAUAACUUGCAUCUUGCUAAAAAUGGAAUCACAGAAUCAAAAGGUCAGCAAGACCGUCCUGUCAUAGACCUGGCAAAGCAAAGUGGGUCGUCGACUCGUGUGUUUGUCAAGUCUCCUGCAGUUGGAGUACAUAAUAUUGGUCAAGAUGAAAAAUUUAGAUCGCGAUCAGCCGUGAUGAAUGAACACUCUAAUUUGGACAGUACGACUUCCACACCAUCCAGCAGUACCAGCAAAGGAAAGGAAAUUGCUGAUCUAGCUAAACUUGGUUUAUAUAAAUCUCAUGGAGAAAAGGAUUCUACCAUUGAUGCACAGCUUGGAGCUCGGAAGGAUGGUUCUACAUCUCUUGCUAACUCACCAAGAGUAACUGGGCAGAAAAGAUUGGUCCGAAAUGGAUGUAUAUCCCCUAUGAACAUAGCUAAGGCUAAAAAGCCAGCGGAGAUGGAGGAUAACAGUAUUUUAAUCCAUGGGCUAACUGAUACCAGUCUUACAGCAUCAUCCCCUGGUACAAGCUCAGUUAGUGCUAAAGAAAUAAUAUCUAACGAUGGUACCUCUGUGAAGGGUAAGGGGGUGGUUAUCCAUUCUUCCUCUUCAAAAGAAUGUGACACAGGACAUACGUCUAGCAGUGAUUCCAGUAGAGAUGUGUUCAGAAGCUUUGACGAAUCAGGAGGAUGGAGAAGUACGCGUAACCGCAGUUCACACUUGUCAUUGCCCAAUCUGCACAGGACUGUAGAAAGAGAUAGUGCACACUUUGUCACUCAUCCCAGUGGGAGUAGGGUGAUGAGAAGAGAUGAUGCAACUAGUUGUCAUGAUUCAGCUUCUAUUAGACAUCUUUCUGGUAUAUCUGAAGGGCCAAAGGGACCCCCUGCUGAACCUCAAUGUCGCCAAAUUAAUGGUCAUCGUACUGCACCAAGCACAGUUAAGAAAAGACUAAAGCAAGGACCUGCCUCAAGCAGCCAUGGUGAAUGUUCUACAUCAGUCUCUAAGGAUGUAGACAUCAUUUGCCUUAGCUCACCUGAAAGUAGGGUUAAUACAAGGUCCACAAGAAACCCGAGUCAUGUAGGUACGGACGUAGAACCAGUGAUUGUAGUGGACAGUCCUUCCUCUACCAUAAGACAUGAAGGCUCUCGUGUUGUCUGUAGCAGUAGUAGGAAUGAAGAUGCUAGAGCCAGUCAAGUAGAUGCUGAUGAAAGGCUUGCACGGGAACUCCAGGAACAGUUGUACAAUGAGGUCCCUUCCUUCGGUGUUGGCGAGAUUGACGAAGAUGUAGCCUUGGCUUUAAUGCAGGAGGAUUUCCGACGUGCGUCCUCUGGAUUAGAGAACCAAUUAUCUGGUCCUAAUGGAUCAUUGGUCACAAACUUACGCAGAAGGCAACCAAGAAAUGCAUCCAACAUAUCUCGUAGAGCUUCUCAAGCUCGGGCGUCUACCUCGAGUAGGAUGACAAGGUUGAGGAACAGUUUCCCUGGACAACCUCGUACUAUCUCAUCAUCUAGAGGAAGAAAUUCGCUGUUUCCUCCUAACAUGGAUGUGGACAUGAGGAUGCAUAUAUUGGAAACCUUAGAGGCUUUCAGUAAUAUGGAUGUGGACAGGAACCUCCUUCAGACUCAGCGCGACUUCAAUGAGAAUGACUACGAAAUGUUAUUGGCCCUUGAUGAGAACAACCACCAACAUGGUGGUUCAUCUUCACGACAAAUCAACAACUUGCCACAGUCGACAGUUCAGAAUGAGAGUCUUCAAGAACCAUGUGCUGUUUGUCUCGAAACUCCAACCAUAGGGGACGUUAUCCGCCAUCUCCCUUGCUUACACAAGUUUCACAAAGACUGCAUUGAUCCAUGGCUGAGUAGAAAAACAUCAUGCCCAGUUUGCAAGUGUUCGAUAUCAUAACCUGCUGUGGAGAUGAUAUGUGGAAUCCAUGCCAGUUGCAGCUUAGAUUUUGAUACAAAUCUUUUACUUUUUGUUCAAGGUUGUUCAGAACAAAGUGCUCUCUUUUGCUAUAUGGUUUUCUUCAAUUAUUUCUCUAUACUUGAUGUUAAAUGUCCCAAUAGUUGGAUGAAUUCGCCAAUUAUGGAUAGUACAUUAACCAUUCAACCAUGGAUGCUGCGCGAUAGAGGGCUGAACUUGAAGAGUGAAGUGAACUAUGCUGGCUUAGCGGUGUUUUUCAGUAGCAAGCUAUGAUUUAACGACCCCCAAACGUUGGUUGCCGUGAGAAAUAAAUAUUACUUACUUCUCAAA